This is a messenger RNA of Ogataea polymorpha, 2999 nucleotides long. RefSeq lists its product as uncharacterized. Lineage: Eukaryota; Fungi; Ascomycota; Pichiomycetes; Pichiales; Pichiaceae. The record is from RefSeq and is a predicted model, not a curated record. The transcript is spliced from 2 exons. Gene Ontology annotation, biological process: dolichyl monophosphate biosynthetic process. The coding region runs from base 1 to 2136 and encodes 711 amino acids. Gene Ontology annotation, cellular component: endoplasmic reticulum membrane. Gene Ontology annotation, molecular function: dolichol kinase activity.
AUGGGCCCUAGAAAACAGGCCAACAGCCGAUCCACGAGAUCACAAAUCAAGAAAUCUGAGCCUGUCGUCGAAGAAGAGAAACGGGUGCUGUCGGCACCUACUACGUCAGAAGGCCUGCUGCAAUCGAUCGGCAUAACGCAAUAUGUUUUUGAGCUUAUUGAUAAACAGGCCUCAAUAGCAGAUUGGAUCCAGUGGUUUGUUCUGGUCUUUGUUGCGAACGUGAUAUACAUCUUGUUCAACGACAAAUCGAAGGGUGACUCAUUCAAUGUACAGUAUUUGUACGAUUCUAUCUUCACAUUGCUGUGUGUUGUUUCUCAGGUGGUCGUCGUCUUCCAUCAUCUUUGGAAAAAAUAUAAAGUCACGGGCAAAAACGCUCCACAACUCCCGGAACUGGAACUCAUCUACGCUGUCUUCAUUCCACUUGCCAUUGCGCUGAUGCGAAGCCCAAGAAACCUGGUCCUAGUUGCUGGCUCUGUGGCGCUGGUGUCUGAUUUGCAGGAGCUUGUGAGAAUUGGAGUAGCUAUGCUCCUGGAGAUUCAGCUGCUCACAUCACAUGAAAAUACCGACUCUUUGCCCUUCGCUUUUGUUCUCGCUGGUCCAGUGUGGCACGUGGCCGUUACGUCCCUGCUGGAGUAUGUGGCUCCGAACUCGUUCUCCAAAAGCGAAAGAAACAUUUUGGGAACUCUUGCCGUUUCUCUGGUUCUGUUCAUCAACACGCAAUCUUUAGUACACCUCCAAAUUCUCCAGAAACUUAUGGUUUCAUUUUCUGCGGCCACGGGGGUCUGCUACACAAUUUACCUGGUGUACGAAAACACCGGUCGGAAUUGGGCCGUUCUUGCGAUUUUGCAGGCGGCAUUCUACACCAUAGGGGUUCAUCUUUCCAUCUACUUUUUGACGCCGGUACUUAAGGAAAACCCUCUUUUGUGGCUGCAAAAUUACAUCCAGGAAACAGAAUCCCGAUGGUUCAUCUUCCAACUCUGGCUUUGUGGGCUUUUCAUCGUUCUGCCUUCUCUGUUCAUCAUUGCGCCAGUGUUUCCGUUAGAUGUGCGCCGUAAAGUGUGGCAUUUCGUUUUGUUUGCAGCCUUGUCGUAUCCGCUGCUCGUUGAUCCUCAGAUAGUCGCCCUGGCACUGAUCGGGCUAUUUGGCCUGUUGUUGCUGGUGGAACUGCAAAGAGCUUUGCGAAUCCCGCCAUUCGGCAGCUUUUUCCAACAAAAGUUUACUGAUUUCCUAGAUGAAAAGGACAUGAAGGGUGAGAUCGUCUCGUCAUACCUAUUUCUGGUGCUGGGCGUUGCACUGCCUAUAUGGCUUGACCCCGAGGCUCCGGAGGCAAUCGCAGGCCUGGUUACAGUUGGUCUCGGCGACUCGUUUGCGUCCCUUCUGGGCAAGCGGGUAGGAGCCAAUUUCUGGCCAGGAACGAAGAAAACGGUCGAAGGAUCCGUUGCAUUUGCGACAGUUACCGCAGGUGGCUUGGCUCUGUUCAAGCAGUUAGGCCAGAACGACUUCUCCUAUUCCAACAUUUUUUGCACAGCAAUGCUUUCUGCAAUGGUGGAGGGGUGUACUACAAUGAACGAUAACCUACUGGUUGCACAAUUGCCCCAACCAUCGUUUGAUUUGCCGGAUCUGGCUGGCUACCACCAGAUCAAGCAGAUAAACACCGAGCUGGAGGGAGAACGAUAUAUUCAAUUGAACGUGCAAAGUACCCCUGAAUGGAUAAACUACGUUUGUGAACUUCUGAAAAAGAGCGAUGCACUAGGAAUUGUGGCCAUUCUAGAUUGUGCUUACCAGUUCGGGUCUGCUGAUAUAGUGAACUCUGGUCUUCAUCAGAUCAAAGAAAUGUUGCAAAAAGAUAAUUCAGGCACGGAACUAGGCGAGUUGCUAAGCCGAGUAGUUGUUUAUGAUGAUUUUGAGAACCUUGGUGACGUGAACAGGUUGCUGAGCAACAUCUUGGAUAUGAUACCGACACAGUUACAGGACCGACCUCUAAAUUGCAUACUCGUCUCCAAUACAUCGAUUUUCUAUUGGAAUCUCCGCGAUAAGGAGAACUUUGAUGAACUUGCCGAGCUCCAUCGCGUAUGCAGGCAAUUAUCCUCGAAACUCGGGUGCUACGUUCUGUCGAGCCGAAGUCUCUUCGAAUAAGACAUGCUUUAUACACCCAUACACCGCAAACUAUCUUGGAAUAAAAUUUUUUUAGAUCGACAUACGGAUCAAGAAAAUCAUUUGGACAGAAUGGCCACCGAAGACCUCAAACCCAAGAUUCUUUCGCAGGUCGAGUUCUACUUCUCGGACUCGAACCUUUUGAAUGACAAGUUUCUCUUCACCACUCAACAAGCCAACGACGGCUGGGUUCCAAUUAGCGUCAUUUCGCAAUUCGAGCGUAUGAAGAAGUACAGACCGAUCGAGACCAUUGUCGAGGCUCUGAGACAGUCUGAGAGCCUAUUGGAGGUCUCUGAGAAUGGUGAGAUGGUGAGAAGGAAAACUCCAUUGCCAGCAAACCAGAACGAGGUCCAGGUUGCAAUCAACAAGAGAAGCGUUUUUGUCGAGCAUUUGCCCGAGGAUGCCACUUUGGACGAACUCAUUGAGUUCUUUGGAAAGUUUGCCCCUGUGAACCAAGUCCGAAUGAAGAAAAGGGAUAAAAAGUUUGUUGGAUCUGUUUUUGUUGAGUUCAAGAAGGAAGAGGACGCAAAGAAAUUCGUGGCCGCCGAGGAGAAGCCAAAGUACAACGACAAGGAGCUCAAUGUGAUUAGCAAGGUCAGCUAUGACGAAUAUAAGGCUCAGAAGUUUGGUGAGAGAAGAGGCGGCCGUGGCAGAAAGGAAAAAUACAGAAAAGACGACCAGAAGGACCGUAAGAGGGAAGAGUCUCCAAAAAGAGAGGGAAGAAGCGAGAAGGAAGACAGAAAUGACACGAAGGAGGAAAAAGAGCCAGAGGACGACAAGAAGGAAGAGUAAUGUAUACUACGUAUCUAGAUUGAAUGUGCUUACAUAAUGCUAAACGGUGACAC